UGUAGGAGAGCAUAUCGCACCUCCCACACCCUUGUGAUGGCCGCCAUUGCAUUGCAUGCCCGGGAGACUCUGCGUCCACGUCCGUGACAUGCUGCCUCUAUCACGCGCACGUUUGUGCCUGCCUUCGCGGGUAUGCUCUGGGAGUAGGAGCUACGCUUCCCAUCCGCCCAAUGCAAGAUUAAAUGUUCCAACCGACUACGCGACCACGCCGCUGCUGCACCACACGUCCAAGUCGGCCCUCGCGAAUCGGGAACUCCCUCAAGAAGCUCGUGAUGGUACCACAAGCAGGAUCAAUCUGUUCCAGGCCAUCAACUCUGCUCUCGCCCACGCACUGCGCACCGACAAUCGUGUCCUGUUGUUCGGCGAGGACGUGGCCUUCGGUGGGGUGUUCCGCUGCUCCAUGAACUUGGCAUCAGAAUUUGGAGAUGGCCGUGUCUUCAAUACCCCUCUCAGCGAGCAGGGCAUUGUCGGCUUUGCCGUGGGCGCGGCGGUGGAGGGCAUGAAGCCAGUAGCCGAAGUGCAGUUCGCCGACUACGUCUAUCCUGCUUUCGACCAAAUUGUCAACGAAGCGGCGAAGAUCCGCUAUCGUGCUGGUACUAAUGGCGAUGCGCAAUCCUGCGGAGGUCUCGUCAUUCGUAUGCCAGCUGGAGGUGUCGGGCAUGGCGCCCUGUAUCACUCGCAGUCGCCUGAAUCGCUCUUCACUCACGUACCUGGCAUGAGAGUAGUCAUUCCAAGGUCACCCUCUCAGGCCAAAGGGCUCCUUCUGGCCGCGAUAGCAAGCCCGGACCCCGUCAUCUUCCUGGAGCCGAAAAUACUGUAUCGAGCGGCCGUAGAACAUGUCCCAGCAGAGCCUUACACCCUCCCAUUAAGUACGAUCGAUGUGCUCAAAGAGGGCAGCGAUGUCACCAUAAUAUCAUACGGAACGCCACUCUACACCUGUCAAAAUGCGAUAACGGCUGCAGAGAAGGAUUUGAAAUGCUCCGUAGAGCUGAUUGACUUGCGCACCGUAUACCCCUGGGACCGCGAAGGAGUCAUGAAAUCGGUCAACAAAACCGGCCGUUGCAUUGUUGUGCACGAAAGCAUGGUUAAUGCGGGUGUUGGAGCAGAAGUAGCAGCUACUAUACAGGAGAAGUGCUUCCUUCGACUCGAAGCGCCAGUGCAACGCGUGGCAGGCUGGUCAACUCAUUCUGGACUGGCUUACGAAAAAUUCAACAUUCCUGACGUUACGCGCGUCUACGAUGCGAUCAAAACAUCUCUGGAAUAUUAGCCCAUCGGGCAGCAGUGGCUUGUUCGCAACUUCACACGUUGAACUCGACUCGCCGCUACGCAGCGUGUACGCUGUCUCCGUAGGUUUUGCUUCGCGAUUACGGCAGGCCAACAGAGAUGGAGGCUGGGCGAGCAACUACCACAGGUCACACAUGACGACCUUUCAUACGAUGAAAAUUGUGACGAUGUAGAGCAGCGCUGGCUGCCAAGGCGUCCACUUCGCGAGCAGAAGGCUCCUCGUGAGCGUCCUGUCGUCAGUAAGCAGGGACCACGAUCAGAAGCGAGACAGAAUGCGGCGAGACGGGCCAGGGAGAGCACCAUGGAUAUCAAUCGCAUGGCGGCGCCGCCUUCGUGGUUACGCCGUGCAUUAAAGUUCGUGUAGUCCAUAGAUGCAGUAUGAAUAGCGCCUCGGGCUCGGCAUUGAGAUUCGCCGGC
This is a messenger RNA of Cercospora beticola, 1701 nucleotides long. Its product is annotated as alpha-ketoacid dehydrogenase subunit beta. Gene Ontology annotation, molecular function: catalytic activity. The record is from RefSeq and is a predicted model, not a curated record. Gene Ontology annotation, biological process: branched-chain amino acid catabolic process; response to nutrient. NCBI's taxonomy places the organism in Eukaryota, Fungi, Ascomycota, Dothideomycetes, Mycosphaerellales, Mycosphaerellaceae.